This is a messenger RNA of Prosopis cineraria, 3871 nucleotides long. Its product is annotated as probable sucrose-phosphate synthase 2. Gene Ontology annotation, molecular function: sucrose synthase activity; sucrose-phosphate synthase activity. The transcript has 12 exons. The coding region runs from base 487 to 3675 and encodes 1062 amino acids. The record is from RefSeq and is a predicted model, not a curated record. Gene Ontology annotation, biological process: sucrose metabolic process. Lineage: Eukaryota; Viridiplantae; Streptophyta; Magnoliopsida; Fabales; Fabaceae.
ACAACAAACUAAUCUCUUCUCCUUCAUUCAAUGCCUCACGCCCAGCUUCCACUCCGCCCCCUCACCCCUCACUCCUCCACGUGUCUCUCUUCCCUUCCUCAUCACUCCUUUCUCCUCUCCAUUUCCCUCUAAUUUUAGCCUUCUUUUCUUGCUACUUUUAAGAGCUCAGCUCACGUUCCAUUUAAGUCUUUUCCCAUUAUUCCAAAUUCAUCCAUUUUUGCACCUCCUUUCCUGUUCAGCACCUCACUUCUCUCUUACCCUGCGUGCAAAUUCACCCAAUUUGAUUCUUUCGCCAUCCAGACACCCCUUUAUAGAAACCACGUCCGCGUUGGAUAACUCCAGAGUUUCCGUAUUAUUCAAGAAACCGCAGGCUAUUAUCAUUCACUCUGUUCUCGCACGGCAAAAAUUGCUUGUUUUUUAAGACUCUGCAUGCCUUAUUUCUGUCGACUAAAGGCAAUCAGAAAAUCGGCUUGGAAGUGAGGGAAAAUGGCUGGGAAUGAGUGGAUUAAUGGGUACCUGGAGGCCAUCCUCUCGACGGGGGCUUCCACCAUUGAUGAGCAAAAGGCAGUGCCUGCUCCUCUGAGAGAAGGAGGGCAUUUCAAUCCCACCAAGUACUUUGUGGAAGAGGUGGUGAUGGGUGUUGAUGAGUCUGACCUGCACCGCACGUGGAUCAAGGUGGUUGCCACACGCAAUUCUCGCGAGCGCAGCUCCAGACUAGAGAACAUGUGCUGGCGCAUUUGGCAUCUUGCUCGCAAGAAGAAGCAGUUGGAAUGGGAGGAAAAUCAGAGGUUGGCAGAUCGAAGGUGGGAGCGAGAACAAGGACGCAGGGAUGCUACAGAGGACAUGUCCGAGGAAUUGUCAGAAGGAGAAAAGGGGGAUGGUUUGGGGGAGAGUUUGCAGAUUGAGUCCCCGAAGAAAAGGUUCCAGCGCCAAAUUUCUACCUUGGAAGUAUGGUCUGAUGAUAAAAAGGAAAAGAAGCUCUAUAUCGUCCUCUUAAGUUUGCAUGGAUUGAUUCGAGGAGAAAACAUGGAGCUUGGUCGCGAUUCUGACACUGGUGGACAGAUCAAAUAUGUGGUGGAACUUGCUCGGGCACUUGCAAAAAUGCCCGGAGUGUACAGAGUAGAUUUGUUCACACGUCAAAUCUCAUCACCUGAGGUUGAUUGGAGCUAUGGAGAACCUACAGAAAUGUUAACCACAGGUUCAGGUGAUGAUGAUAACAUUGAUGCUGGAGAGAGCAGUGGUGCAUAUAUCAUAAGAAUACCCUUUGGUCCACGUGAUAAGUAUCUCAGGAAAGAACUGCUUUGGCCCUAUAUUCAAGAAUUUGUGGAUGGGGCUUUAACUCACAUUCUCAAUAUGUCAAAAGUGUUGGGUGAACAAGUUGGUGGGGGUCAACCUGUUUGGCCAUAUGUAAUUCAUGGACAUUAUGCUGAUGCUGGAGAUAGUGCAGCUCUUCUUUCAGGCGCUUUGAAUGUGCCAAUGGUGCUGACAGGUCAUUCACUUGGAAGAAAUAAGCUUGAGCAGCUUAUCAAGCAGGGGCGUCAAUCCAAGGAGGAUAUCAAUUCAACAUAUAAGAUUAUGAGGAGGAUAGAGGCAGAAGAACUUUCCCUAGAUGCUGCAGAACUUGUUAUCACUAGUACAAAACAAGAAAUUGAGGAGCAAUGGGGACUUUAUGAUGGCUUUGAUGUCAAACUCGAGAAAGUCUUACGUGCACGUGCUAGACGGAAUGUUAAUUGCCAUGGCCGGUUCAUGCCAAGGAUGGCGGUUAUCCCACCUGGUAUGGACUUUAGCAGCGUUGUGAUCCAAGAAGAUGCCCCAGAAGUUGAUGGGGAGCUUACACAACUAACUGGCGAUGGGACUUCACCUAAAGCAUUACCUCCAAUUUGGUCAGAAGUGAUGCGUUUCUUUUCAAAUCCUCACAAGCCAAUGAUCUUGGCCUUGUCAAGGCCAGAUCCAAAGAAGAACAUAACCACUUUGUUGAAAGCAUUUGGAGAAUGCCGUCCCUUAAAAGAACUUGCUAAUCUUACGCUUAUAAUGGGAAAUAGGGAUGACAUAGAUGAGAUGUCAUCUGGGAAUGCUAGUGUGCUCACAACAGUGUUGAAACUAAUUGACAAGUAUGACUUAUAUGGGCAAGUGGCAUACCCCAAGCAUCACAAACAAGCUGAUGUUCCGGAUAUAUAUCGACUUGCUGCAAAAACAAAGGGAGUUUUCAUAAAUCCAGCUUUAGUGGAGCCUUUUGGUCUUACUUUAAUUGAGGCAGCGGCACACGGGCUUCCCAUGGUGGCCACUAAAAAUGGGGGACCGGUGGAUAUUCAUCAGGCCCUCCACAAUGGUUUACUCGUGGACCCCCAUGGUCAACAAGCGAUUGCUGAUGCAUUGCUUAAGUUAUUGUCAGAGAAAAACCUAUGGAAUGAGUGCAGGAAAAAUGGUUUGAGGAACAUACACCUAUUCUCAUGGCCUGAACAUUGUCGUACUUAUUUGACUAGGGUGGCAGCCUGCCGAAUGAGGCAUCCACAAUGGCAAACUGAUACUCCGGGGGAUGAUGUAACUAUCGAGGAGUCUUUGAAUGAUUCACUUAAAGACGUGCAGGACAUGUCCCUAAGGCUCUCAAUCGAUGGGGAUAAAUCUUCACUAAAUGAAUCACUUGAUAUGGCUGCAGCCAGUGGUGGUCCUGAGAUGCAAGACCAAGUGAAACGUGUCCUAAGCAGGAUGAAGAAAGCAGAUUCUGUUCAAAAUCAAGAUGUUAAGAAUAAGCCACUUGAUAAUAUACCAGGAAAAUAUCCUCUCUUGAGAAGAAGACGCAGACUGAUUGUUAUAGCACUUGAUUGUUAUGACAAUAAAGGAGCUCCAGAGAAGAAGAUGAUCCAAAUUGUGCAGAAAAUCGUGAAAGCUGUUCAACUAGACCCUCAAGCUGCGAGAGUUUCAGGAUUUGCUCUGUCAACAGCUAUGUCAAUGCUAGAAACAAUUGAGUUACUUACAUCAGGAAAUAUUCAAGCAAAUGAGUUUGAUGCUUUAAUUUGCAGCAGUGGAAGUGAAGUUUACUACCCUCGUGCUUAUGCAGAAGAUGGAAAGCUUUUGCCAGAUCCGGAUUAUGCAGCACAUAUUGACUAUCGUUGGGGAUGUGAAGGUUUGAAAAAAACCAUUUGGAAACUAAUGAAUACAAUUGAAGGUGAAGACAAUUCAAAUAAACCUUCCAGUCCAAUUGAGGAAGAUAAAAAAUCAAGUAAUGCUCAUUGCAUCUCAUACGAAAUAAAAGAACUUAGUAAGGCAAAGAAAGUUGAUGACUUGAGGCAGAAGCUUAGGAUGCGAGGUCUGCGUUGUCAUCCUAUGUACUGUAGGGCAUCAACUAGAAUGCAAGUUAUUCCACUCCUUGCAUCUAGAGCUCAGGCACUCAGGUAUCUCUUUGUCCGUUGGAGAUUGAAUGUUGCAAAUAUGUAUGUCUUCCUCGGAGAAACUGGGGACACUGAUCAUGAGGAACUGAUUUCUGGAACUCACAAGACCAUAAUCCUGAAGGGAGUGGUGUCCAAGGGUUCGGAGCAGGUGCUUAGGAGUCCAGGAAGCUACCAGAGAGAUGAUAUUGUCCCAACUGAGAGCCCCCUGGUCGCAAGCAUUAGUGAAAUAACGGAGGACAAGAUUGUUGAUGCUUUGAAGCAAACCUCUAGAACUGGAGGAAUGUGAGGUUCUAGAGUGAUAGGUACAUAUUCUUUUCCUAAUACAUUCACUUUUUUAGAGCACAAAAUGGAAAAUGAAUGUAAUUCUGUUAUUUUUUAACAUAGGGUUUAGUCAAGCUGUACCUAGAUUGUGGCUCUGUGUUUACAAAAUACAAAUAUUCUUGUUAUAUACAUUAUAAAGUUGGGUCAACUCUUUAAGUCUA